CGUAGUAGGAUUCGUAACUUCUCUCAGCGAAGAUGGCGGCGUGUAGACGUGUGCAGCGACUGCUGCUGUUGAUGUUCAUCUGCGGCUGGAUUGGUUCUGCUCAUGGAGGCAAAUCGGACACUGAAAACGCCGCAGAUAAUGCCGAAAGAGGUAAAAAUGGAGCGGGAGAGGGGAAAGCAGCGGCGCCGGAUGGGGCCUCCUCGGUACGGCGCGGCGGCGGCUGGAAGCUCGCGGAGGAGGCGGCCUGUCGGGAGGACGUGAGCCGGAUCUGCCCCAAACACUCCUGGAACAACAACCUGGCCGUGCUCGAGUGCUUGCAGGACCGAAAAGACGAGACUGAACUCGCUGCAGACUGCAAUCAUCUGCUGUGGAACUAUAAGCUCAAUCUGACGACUGAUCCAAAGUUUGAGUCUGUCGCCGUUGAGGUGUGCAAGACCACCAUCAGUGGGAUUAAGGAGUGUGCCGCUGAGGAACGUGGGAAGGGUUACCUGGUGUCGUGUUUAGUAGAUCACCGCACCAACAUCUCCGAGUACCAGUGUAACCAGUACAUCACCAAGAUGACCAGCAUCGUCUUCAGCGAUUACCGGCUGAUCUGCGGCUUCAUGGACAAGUGCAAGGACGACAUCAACAAACUGCACUGUGGAAGCGUCAACACUGGAGAGAAGGACAUCCACUCUCAGGGCGAGGUGAUCGCGUGUCUGGAGAAAGGCCUGGUGAGUGAAGCCGAGGAGCAGCCGGCCAUCACCAUCAAAGAGGACUGUAAGAAGUCAAUCAUGCGUGUGGCCGAACUCUCCUCCGAUGACUUCCACCUCGACCGCCAUCUCUACUUCGCCUGUCGGGAAGACCGCGAACGCUACUGCGAAAACACUCCAGCAGGAGAAGGAAAGGUCUACAAAUGUCUGUUCAACCACAAGUUUGAGGAGAGCAUGUCGGACAAAUGCAAGGAUGCUCUUUCCACUCGUCAGAAGCUGAUCGCUCAGGACUACAAGGUCAGCUACUCGCUGGCUAAAGCCUGCAAACCGGACCUGCGGAAAUACCGCUGCAACAUGGACACGGCCAUGCCUCGAGCCAGAGAGGCCAAGCUCUCGUACCUGCUGCUGUGUCUGGAGGCAGCUGUGCACCGAGGUCAAACUGUGAGCAGCGAGUGUCAGGGAGAGAUGCUGGACUACAGGCGCAUGCUGAUGGAAGAUUACUCGCUCAGUCCUGAGAUCGUGCUGCAUUGCAGAGGGGAGAUUGACACGCACUGCUCCGGCCUGCACCACAAGGGUCGAACCCUGCACUGCCUCAUGAGGGUGUCCCGGGACAAGGGCAUCUUGGAAGGCCACUGCCAGAAAGCUCUCCAGACACUGAUACAGGAAACAGACCCCGGGGCCGACUAUCGCAUUGAUCGCGCUCUGAAUGAGGCCUGCGAGUCCGUCAUCCAGACCGCCUGCAAACACAUCCGAAACGGAGACCCCAUGAUCCUGUCUUGUCUGAUGGAGCAUCUGUACACUGAUAAGAUGGUUGAAGACUGUGAACACAGAUUGCUAGAGCUGCAGUACUUCAUCUCCAGAGACUGGAAACUGGACCCUAUCCUGUACAAAAAGUGUCAGAACGAUGCGUCCCGCAUCUGUCACACUCACGGCUGGAACGAGACCAGCGAGUUCAUGCCGCCCGGAGCCGUUUUCUCCUGUCUGUACCGGCACGCUUACCGCACCGAGAUGCAGGGACGACGGGGUUCAUCAGAAACUUCUGAUGUAAGUUCGGACGAGAGGUCGAAUUUAUCUCGGGACUGUAAAACGGAGGUUCAGAGGAUCCUCCACCAGAGGGCCCUGGAUGUGAAACUGGAUCCGGAGCUGCAGCAGCGAUGCAUGACAGACCUCGGGAAGUGGUGCAGUGAGAAGACUGAAGCUGGACAGGAAUUGGAGUGCUUACAGGAUCAUUUAGAUGAACUGGUCACUAGCUGCAGGGAUGUGGUGGGAAACCUCACAGAAUUGGAGUCCGAGGACAUUCAGAUUGAGGCCUUGUUGAUUCGAGCCUGUGAGCCCGUGAUCCAGUCCUACUGUCAUGAGGUGGCCGAUAAUCAGAUAGACACAGGGGACCUGAUGGAGUGUCUCGUUGCCAAUAAGCACCAGAAGGAAAUGAACGAGAAAUGCACCGUUGGAGUCACACACUUCCAGCUGAUCCAGAUGAAGGACUUUCGCUUCUCGUACAAGUUCAAGAUGGCAUGCAAGGAGGACGUGCUCAAACUGUGCCCCAACAUCAAAAAGAAGGUGGAUGUGGUGAUCUGUCUGAGUACCACGGUAAGGAACGACACUUUACAGGAAGGCAAAGAGCAGCGUGUUUCCAUGAAGUGUCGUAAACAGCUCAGAGUGGAAGAACUGGAGAUGUCUGAGGACAUUCGUCUGGAGCCGGAUCUGUAUGAGAGCUGCUGGCAGGACAUCAAGCAGCACUGUCAGAACGUGGUGUUUGGAAACGCUCAGGUGAUCGAGUGUCUGAAGGAAAAAAAGAAGCAGUUGACCCAGCACUGCCAUCAGAAAGUCUUCAAACUGCAGGAGACUGAAAUGAUGGACCCAGAACUCGACUUCCAGCUCAUGAGAGUCUGCAAGCAGAUGAUCAGGCGUUUCUGCAGUGAGACGGAUGCAAAGAACAUGUUACAAUGUCUCAAACAAAACAAGAACAGUGAGCUAAUGGACCCGAAAUGCAAACAAAUGAUUACCAAGAGACAGAUCACCCAGAACACAGACUAUCGUCUGAACCCUGUGCUGAGGAAGGCUUGCAAAGCGGACAUACCGAAGUUCUGCCAGGGCAUUCUGAGCAAUGCCAAAGACGACAACGAGCUGGAGGGGCAGGUCAUCUCCUGCCUCAAACUCAAAUAUGCAGACCAGCGUCUCUCUCCAGACUGCGAGGGCCAGAUCAGUGUCAUUCUGCAGGAGUCCGCUCUGGACUACAGGCUCGACCCGCAGCUGCAGCUCCAGUGCAAUGAUGAGAUCCCGCGGCUCUGUGCGGAGGAAGUAGCGGCGCAGGAGCAGACGGGUCAGGUUGAGGAGUGUCUGAAAAUCAACCUGCUGAAAAUCAGCCAUGAAGGCUGUAAAAAGGAGGUUCUCAACAUACUGAAGGAGAGCAAGGCGGACAUCUUUGUGGAUCCAGUUCUGCACACAGCAUGCGCUCUGGACAUCAAGCACCAGUGUGCUGCGAUCCCACCGGGCCGAGGAAGACAGAUGUCCUGUCUGAUGGAGGCUCUCCAAGAUAAGCGUGUGAGACUCCAGCCGGAGUGUAAGAAGAGAUUACAGGACCGCAUUGACAUGUGGAGUUACGCCGCUAAGGUGGCGCCAGCAGAAGGUUUCUCGGAUCUGGCCGGGCAGGUUUUCACGUCUCCUGCCAAGACCUACAUCCUGAGCAUGCUGGCGAUGUGCGUGGUCCUGCUGUUCCUCAUGGGUCUGCUGUGCGGCCGCAUCACCAAGCGUGUGACGCAGGAGUUGAAGGACAGGUAGAGAGGGGGUGCAGGGCAGGGGAAGCGCCAUUCAGCUCCCCCUGCAGGGCAAAAAGCCCAUCACACCCCACACGCCGUUCUCCGUCCUGGGCCGGGGAAGGACACUGGGGUUGGAAACGCAAACUUGACGGAGGGGGGCGGGUGUUCAGACUCGUGCUGUGUGUGCAUUUUCGUGGUACCACCGACGGCCACAUUGGGACCCAGUUUUAAUUGCUACACACACUCUAUUUUUAUUUUUCCCUGACUGUGCUUGUCCUACAACAUCGCCUGCUUCUCUGAGCAAACCUGCCUGCUGCGCGCUUUCGAAUGCCGACAUCACGGCACGCCACAUGACACCAAUCAGCUUUCUUCAACUAACAUCUCAAAGACUUGGUUUUGCUUUCCAGCUAAAUGUUUUAAUUUAUUGUUGAUGUUUUGGAGUGCGGGAGGUUUGGCUUUUGUUUUCCUUUCGUUUGCAGGGAUGGUGUCGCAAUAUUUGACGUCCAUGUUUUAGGAAACAGCCAGUUGCUGACAAUGUGCGUUUUGACAAAGUUAGAGCGAUUGAACGAAUGUGUGUCUGUGCCUUUUUGCCCAUCCGAGUGAGAGAAUUUGUUUGGUUUGUGUCAGAUUUUAUCAUGGGGCUUCUUGUUGAUUUUUCUUCAUGUCACUGGGAACAUCUUUCUUUGCAGUAAGGGGUUAUAAAUGUGUUUUUCUGUCAUUUGGUUGGUUGAUUUUGUUAAGGGAAGGGGUUCUGCAUCGUUAAAGUCUCACACGUCGCUGCCCGAUGCGUUUGAACUGGUCUUAAUUGAGCCACAAGACUUAGAAAAUGGACGAUAAAUAUCCGAAAUUGCAAAUCUAAGGGCGACUUGAUUCUGGACUGAGUCUGUAUUGACUCUCUGGCCGCAUUGAAACGUCAAGCUGUUUGCCUGCUGUUAUCGAUGCAGUUUAUGACGCUGUGGCUUGGGCGCGUCUCGUCUGAGCUUUGAAUAAGUCGUUCGAUUCGUGUUUUCGUAGUGCCAUAUUAACAAACCGUUCUGUUAGCUUAAAACAUCCGUACAGAAAGUCACAUGUGAACCGAAUUCACGUUUUUGACGAUUCACCCACAUCAGAGAUGUAAUUUUAUUUUACACUGUUAUUCUCUGAAUGCCUUGCUCGUAUAUCAUUGGGUUUCCAGACAUCGUACUGACUGGUUUUAGGGGAAUUAUCGGUUUUAAACACUGUUUUUCGUACACAUUUUUGAAAUAAGCUUCCUUCACAGUCGGUCCAUCUCUUUU
Sinocyclocheilus anshuiensis is the source of this 4725-nucleotide messenger RNA. RefSeq names its product Golgi apparatus protein 1-like. NCBI's taxonomy places the organism in Eukaryota, Metazoa, Chordata, Actinopteri, Cypriniformes, Cyprinidae. The transcript has 27 exons. Gene Ontology annotation, molecular function: fibroblast growth factor binding. Bases 33 to 3473 code for a protein of 1146 amino acids. The record is from RefSeq and is a predicted model, not a curated record. Gene Ontology annotation, cellular component: Golgi membrane.